AUGGAAUUUGGGGGCACUCCGACUGGAAAUGCGACAUCUCCACGCGUAAACAAGAAGACCAUGAGAGCGUAUAUAGGUCACACUGUCGCUCUUGUUGGUGCUGUGCAAAGCCACUUGCCCACCGCCGUCGUUCUGCGCACUUCUGACGGAGAUAUCGUCAACGUUACACCGCAGCCGGGAAGUGAUUAUGGCAGUAAAUUUGUCGAGGUGAUUGGACGAGUCGUUGAUACGGAAACCAUUCAGGAGUUUAAGACGACGCUCUUUGGUGACAACUUUGACCUGGACGUGUACGAUCAGUUUGUGCAGCUGUCCCAGAGCAAAUAUAAGCAUUUGUUUACGUAA
This is a messenger RNA of Peronospora belbahrii, 342 nucleotides long. Lineage: Eukaryota; Oomycota; Peronosporomycetes; Peronosporales; Peronosporaceae. The record is from the annotation of a GenBank genome assembly.